AUGAAAAAAAGACGCCUACAAGCGCUAUUUGACAUUCCUCGCAUGGAAAGAGAAACCGCUGCUGAGUUGCAUACGAUUGUCGAUGUCUUCGAGAGACAUGUCAAGGGAUUGAACCAGAUGGGAGAACCGACAGAAGCAUGGAGCACAAUUCUUGAGCAUUUGCUAUGCUCACGGCUUCACGACGACACGCUUAAGGCUUGGGAGGACUACGCAUCAACCAUGAAUCAACCGACCUACAAGAAUCUUGUCGAUUUUUUGCAUCGUAGGAAUCGUGUUCUUGAAUCUAUUUCCGUAAAUCAUCACCACGCUCCACAGCACCCCGUGGUUUGCUCUCACGUGGCUGCUUCAAAAUCCGAUGGUCGCGGAAACUCAGCGAAUUUUGCUUCUGGUAGCGCUUCGCUUAAAUGUCACGCUUGCGAUCAGCGCCACCCACUUUUGAAAUGUUUCAAGUUUACCAAAAUGUCGACUUCUGAUCGACUGAAUAUUGUCAAUUCAAAGCGAUUGUGCUUGAAUUGUUUUCGAAGUACCCAUUAUGUUCGAGAGUGCCCUUCUCAAGACAACUGCCGCGUCUGUGGAAGGCGUCACCAUACAAUGAUUCACCCAGGCUACGAUGAAACCUAUGCGCGAGCGGUUCCUGACUCAAGGUCGUCGAGGUUUCAACAACCAACUCGAGCAACGGUGCAUGUCACUCAGUGUGACGAAGAUCUUACCGAACCUGUGUUGUCAGCCAUGACUACCGUUUGUCAAUCCACUGAAAUAAACUGUAUGCCUUUAAGAACCCGGGAGAAGAACGUUAUUUUGCCCACUGCGGUGGUUAUCAUUGUGGACUGCUAUGGGAAGGAACAUCUGGUUCGUGCACUUUUGGACUGUGCUUCACAGGCUAAUUUGAUAACAGAGAAAAUGGCUCAACUUCUGCGACUAAGGCGUACAAAAACAAGCAUAAUCGUUAAUGGUAUUGGGGAUCACCCAAAACUGGCAACAGAAUCCGUGACGACACAGAUCCGUUCCAGAAAGAAACACUUCACAAGCAACAUAGAUUUUAUUAUACUAGAGAAAAUCAUUCCAAGGCUGCCUGGCCAAAACUUUCCUGUUGACCACUGGAAAAUUCCUGAUGACUUAUUCCUUGCUGAUCCAGGAUUCAACAACGGCAGUAGCAUUGAUUUGCUCAUCAGCAACGAACAUUUUUUCACCUUUUUUACGUCCGCAGCAAGGAUCGAACUGUCCAAGUCCUUGCCACUAUUAAUCGACAGUGUUUUUGGAUGGCUCGUAUCAGGAUCUGUUAACUCCGAAGAUUCUCCAAGUUCUACGUUCACGUGCAGUAUCCGAGCGAUGCCCUUGGUUUCGCUUGAUGAAAGGCUAGAAAAAUUUUGGAAGAUGGAAGAAUUGCCAAUUAGAACCGAUCGUUCACCACAGGAGAAAGAAUGCGAGAAAUUCUACGCGAGAACUGUUUCUCGAACACCAGAAGGGCGCUACGUAGUUCGCCUUCCACGACACCCCAAUUUCGAGACGAUGUUAGGUUGCUCUGAAACGAUAGCUCGAAAACGGUUCGAGUUGCUUGAACGAAGACUAGAAAGGAACCCACAGUUGAAAGACGAAUACCAUCGAUUUAUGGCAGAAUAUCUUUCUCUUGGGCACAUGCGCCUUGUUGAAAAUGAAGAUUGCAAUGCUUCGACAGCAUACUGCUUUCUCCCGCACCACCCAGUAAUUAAAGAUGCCAGCACUACUACUAAAGUGCGGGUGGUAUUCGAUGCCUCUGCCAAGACCAGCACUGGUUUCUCGCUGAAUGAAUCACUACUCGUAGGUCCCGUUGUGCAAGACGAUCUUGUUGCUAUUGUUCUUCGAUUCAGAACUUACCCCGUUGCACUAGUAGCUGAUAUAGAAAAAAUGUACCGACAGGUUCUGCUCCACCCAGAAGAUACAGCCCUGCAGCGCAUUUUUUGGCGUUUCCAUCCCGACCAGCCUAUUCAAAUAUUUGAGUUGCUGACCGUCACAUAUGGUAUGGCACCAUCCUCCUUCUUAGCCACGCGUACGCUCCAGCAACUUGCUUGUGAUGAAGGAUCAGCCUACCCAAACGGUGCACCCGCCUUGCGGAAGGGAUUUUACGUGGAUGACUUCAUUGGAGGGGCAUCAACAAUAACGGAAGCAAUAUGCGUGCGAAACGAGCUCAUUGAUCUGCUCGGCAAGGGAGGAUGUAGUUUACGCAAAUGGGCUUCAAAUGAGCAACGGGUUCUGAAGGAUUUAGAUGAAGAUAAGAUAGCCGUGCAGAACGAACAUCGAUUCGACACUGAAGAGACAGUUAAAACUCUCGGAAUAUGUUGGGAACCAAAAUACGACACACUUCGAUUUGACCCUGAAAUGCGCCAGAAAGCAGACAAGCUAACAAAACGUUCAAUCCUUUCCGCUAUCUCGCAACUAUUUGACCCACUGGGUUUAGUUUCGCCUGUGAUCGUUCGUGCCAAGAUAAUUAUGCAACAGCUUUGGUCGUUGUCUUGCGGUUGGGAUGACGAAGUUCCCGAGCCGGUACAAGUGAAAUGGAAAAGAUAUGUACAGCAACUCCAACAACUCUCCAAUUUUCGUAUUGAUCGCUACGCUCUGCUCCCAAAUUCAAAAGUACAGUUACACACCUUUGCCGACGCUUCGGAACAAGCGUACGGCUGCUGUAUUUACGCACGCUCCAUCGACACACACGGCAAUAUUCGCGUAAAGCUGUUGGCUUCCAAAUCACGCGUGGCACCAUUGAAACGUGUAACGCUCCCGCGCCUUGAGCUAUGUGCAGCAGACUUGGCUGCGAAACUUCACAGCUGCGUCAUUCAAGCCCUCAACAUAGAAGUAACUGCUUCAUAUUUCUGGUCGGACUCAAUGGUAACACUACAAUGGCUAAGGUCAGAACCGAACGUAUGGAAAACAUUCGUUGCAAAUCGGGUCUCGGAAAUACAAACGACUACUCAGGGAUCUUUCUGGAAUCACGUAGCUGGCAAACAAAACCCCGCCGAUUUAGUAUCGAGAGGAAUGGAAGUUGACGAAUUUUUAAUCAGCAAGUUGUGGACGAACGGACCUGAUUGGCUCGGAUUUCUACAAAACGGUUGGCCAAUUACGAAUAUUCCCGAUUAUCCUGAGCAGGGAAUUGAACGACGAAAACAGCAAAUCGUUUCAGUUGUGAGCUCGCACCCAGCUCACAAUUCUAUUUUCAAAUUGUGUUCCUCCUACAAUCGCCUAGUUCGAAUCGUCGCAUAUUGCCUCAAAUUCAUAAAAAACGCGCAAGCAAAAACCAGAUCACAACCAGUCCCGUUUGUUGAUCAACCACCUAAUCAGCUUUUAUCCGUCCAGAACAUAGCAGCAGCGAAUACACGUCUAAUCCAACUAGCCCAAGCUGAUUCAUUUAAAGAAGAAAUACACAAUUUGAAAUCCGGCACACCCCUUUCGAAACGCUCACACAUACGUGCGCUAUGUCCGUUCAUAGACCCUGAAGGUACCAUCCGAGUGGGGGGGAGACUACGUCUGUCAGAACAGCCAUACCUAUCCAAACACCCAGCCCUCCUACCAAACUUCCACCCUUACGCUCGCAUGAUAGCCAACUUUUAUCACCUCAAGUUAAUACACGGAGGGGGACGUUUAACGCUCAGUGCUUUGCGAGAAACUUAUUGGCCUGUCAAUGGAAGAAGAUUGGUUCGGAGUGUGUUGCGAAACUGCUACCAGUGCGCCCGAGCCUGUCCUGUUCCCAUUGCGCAGCAGAUGGGCCAACUACCUGUUCAUCGAGUCACACCUAGCAGACCUUUCACCACAACCGGUGUCGACUUUGCCGGUCCGGUAUAUUUGAAGCCAAUUCAUAAGCGUGCUGCAGCCGUCAAAGCAUACAUCUGCAUUUUCAUCUGUUUCUGCACAAAGGCUGUACACAUAGAAUUAGUCAGCGACUUAUCAACGAAAGCAUUUCUUUGUGCGCUUCGUCGUUUUAUUGCACGUCGCGGUCGCCCUGCCAAUAUAUAUUCCGACAACGGCAAGAAUUUCGAGGGUGCGAAAAAUGAGCUGGAUGAACUGCGCCAAUCACUGCUUAAUCACCGAACCGCUAUACACGAAGCAUGCUCCCAGGAAUUUAUCGUCUGGCACCUGAAUCCACCAAAGGCUCCACACUUUGGUGGCCUGUGGGAGGCAGCAGUGAAAGUGGCAAAGAAACAAAUGUAUCGCCAGUUGGGAAACACAAAACUCAACUUUGAGGAUAUGGCAACCUUACUAACUCAAAUAGAAGCGAGCAUGAACUCGCGCCCGCUUGUACCAAUGACUGACGAUCCAAACGACCUGUCCUGCAUUACUCCAGCACACUUUUUAAUCGGAGCGAGCUUGCAUGCACUACCAGAACCUGACAUUUGCCAUAUAAAACUUGAAAAAUUGGACCACUAUCAACACCUGCAAAGAAUAAAUCAGCAAUUUUGGCACUGUUGGCGAACUGAGUACCUGCAAGAGCUGCAACGUGUGACAAGGACGUGCAAUCCAAACACCGACAUUCAGCCGGGGCGAUUGGUUGUGAUUGUGGAUGAAUUCCAAAUUCCAGUCAAAUGGCCCCUAGCGCGAAUCAUUUCCGUGCAUCCAGGGAAGGAUAACCUCACUCGUGUAGUUUCACUUAAAACGAGCCGUGGAAUCAUCAAACGACCGGUCACAAAAAUAUGCUUGUUACCUCUGGAAACCGUCGACGAUCAAGCAGUAGGAGAUCAAACAAUCCAGUCCGAUGAAACGUUGGAGAUAGAUGAGAACAACCCCGACGAAAUCGACCGAAACAGCAAUAUGUAG
This is a messenger RNA of Topomyia yanbarensis, 4782 nucleotides long. RefSeq lists its product as uncharacterized. The transcript has a single exon. Bases 1 to 4782 code for a protein of 1593 amino acids. Gene Ontology annotation, biological process: DNA integration. Gene Ontology annotation, molecular function: nucleic acid binding. NCBI's taxonomy places the organism in Eukaryota, Metazoa, Arthropoda, Insecta, Diptera, Culicidae. The record is from RefSeq and is a predicted model, not a curated record.